UUUCGUUAUCGUUAGCAUGAGAUACUCAACGACGUCACGAUUUUCUGUUAUCACCUUAAUAAUAGUUGAUACUUGAUAGUAUCCUUCACCCGUUAAAACGAAAAAGUGUAUACGUAUUUCUUUUUCAUUUAUUUUUCACGAUGUUCGAUUUAAACUAAGUGUUUUAGUACAGCCGCUGACGAAUUGUAUUGUAGACUAUAGAAGAAUCGCUCGUCCGUCAAAAUCAGCCAGCCAUGCAUUCUUUACUGUCCCGAGGCAACUCGGUGCUGGCGUAUACGCUGAGCGUACUCGUCACUCUCACGUUCGCGUGUUUCCUUUCCACCAUAUUGGUUGACUAUCGAACCGGUACCGAGAUGCAGACGCUAAAAAUCGAAGUGAAAAACUUACCAGAGUAUGGUGUAUCCAAAAAGAUCAACGACUUGGGUCACAUAACAUUCAAUCUUGAUGCAGAUCUCACUAGCCUAUUCAAUUGGAAUGUCAAGCAAUUGUUUGUGUACAUGACUGCAGAAUAUGAGACACCUACAAACGCCUUAAAUCAAGUAGUUUUGUGGGACAAGAUUAUUUUGAGAGGUGAGAAUUCCAACUUGCGCCUUAAAAAUAUGCGAACAAAAUAUUACUUUUGGGAUGAUGGUAAUGGUUUAAGAGGGAAUAAAAACGUGACUCUUACCCUGUCCUACAACAUCAUACCAAAUGUGGGUCGAUUGCCAAAUGUAGGUGCCAUUGGAUCUCAUACAUUUAGUUUUCCUCCACACUAUACACGAUGAUGACACAACAUUGUUCCUGAUUUGAAUAUAUGAAUAUAAUAUUAUGUUAUAUGUUAA
Rhopalosiphum padi (bird cherry-oat aphid) is the source of this 821-nucleotide messenger RNA. RefSeq names its product signal peptidase complex subunit 3 (gene Spase22-23). The record is from RefSeq and is a predicted model, not a curated record. NCBI's taxonomy places the organism in Eukaryota, Metazoa, Arthropoda, Insecta, Hemiptera, Aphididae. Gene Ontology annotation, biological process: protein targeting to ER. The transcript has 5 exons. Gene Ontology annotation, cellular component: signal peptidase complex; membrane. The coding region runs from base 234 to 764 and encodes 176 amino acids.